CCUCCUCAUUUAAUCAUUUUCUCCUCCUCUGCCCAAAGCUACUAAUUGCACCAUUUAUUUCCAUCAUUUUCCUCUACAGCACCCUUCAUCUACUCCUUCCUUUCCGUUUACUCUUCCAGCUGUUUGAUUUUAUUCCCCAGUAAAGCUAUAUUUGGUAACUGCUAUUCAAGUUCUGAUCUUGGCUGAAUUUUGUUGGGAAAGCUAUCUGAGAAGGAACUAAUCUCCGUGUGAUGCUAUUUGGCCACAUGGGUAUUGAUAUUCAGAUAGAGUAAUGAAGGGGGGCCGUUACUAGUAGUUGAUGCUUUUGUAAUUUAGCUUAGAGGAGGAAAAGAUGGGCACAAAGUUCCAUUUCUUGUCAGUUUUAUUCUGCUCAACUCUGUUCUGGUUAGCAAGCAGUGAACCAUUUGAAGACAAAGAAGCGCUUCUUGAUUUCCUUGAUAAUAUUAACCACUCUCGCUAUCUCAAUUGGGAUGUGCAAACUUCUGCUUGCAAUUCUUGGACCGGAGUCACUUGCAAUCAUGAUAAUUCAAGAAUUAUAGCAGUUAGAUUACCUGGAGUUGGAUUCCGCGGCUCGAUUCCUGUAAACACUCUAAGCCGCUUAUCUGCUCUUCAGAUCUUGAGUUUGAGGUCUAAUAGUCUUAGUGGACCUUUCCCUUUUGAGUUUGCAAACCUUGGAAAUUUGACUUCUCUGUAUCUUCAGUCCAAUAAUUUAAAUGGUUCAUUGCCUGCUGAUUUUUCUGCUUGGAAAAGCCUUUCGGUUUUGGAUUUGUCAUAUAAUGAUUUUAGUGGGAGUAUACCGUCUUCAGUUUCAAACUUGACUCAUUUGACUGCUCUUGUUCUUGCUAAUAAUUCACUCUCUGGGAAUAUUCCUGAUCUCAAUCUCCCUAGCUUGCAACUAUUAGAUCUUUCCAACAAUGACUUUACUGGAAAUGUCCCCAAUUCUCUUCAAAGAUUUCCUGGUUCGGCUUUUGCUGGUAACCGGCUUUCUCCUGCAAAUUUAUCACCUUCACUUCCUCCAGUUCCUCCUCCAAGUAUCCCACCAAAAAAGAAAUCUUUAAAACUCCGUGAACCUGCAAUACUUGGGAUCGUAAUUGGAGGAUGUGUUUUAGGUUUCUUGCUAAUAGCUGCAGUGCUAAUUAUGCGCUAUUCGAAGAAAGAGGGUAAAAAUGGGGCCAUAGAGAAAUCAGUCAAGAAAGAAGCAUCGUUUAGGAAGGGAGCUUCCAGCAGUCAGCACGGAGAACGGAAUCUUGUAUUCUUUGAGGGUUGUAAUCUCGCAUUUGACCUUGAAGAUCUGUUGAGAGCUUCAGCGGAGGUGCUUGGUAAAGGAACAUUUGGCACUGCGUAUAAGGCAGCUUUGGAGGAUUCUACAACAGUUGUGGUGAAGAGGUUGAAGGAGAGUGUUGGAAGAAAAGAUUUCGAGCAACAGAUGGAGGUUGUUGGCAAUAUCAGGCACGAGAAUGUGGCUCCACUUAGGGCAUACUACUAUUCCAAAGAAGAGAAGCUCAUGGUCUAUGAUUUUUACAGCCAAGGGAAUGCAUCUGCAAUGCUGCAUGCAAAGAGGUCUGCUGAUCGGAUUCCUCUAGAUUGGGAUAGCCGACUACGAAUUGCCAUUGGUGCAGCUAGAGGCAUUGCUCAUAUACACGGAGAGACAGGGGGAAAGCUUGUCCACGGGAACAUAAAAUCCUCAAACAUAUUCCUCAACUCCCAAGGGUUCGGUUGUAUUUCUGAUCUUGGCUUGGCAACUAUAAUGAGUCCGCUUGUUCCACCAGUCAUGCGGGCUGCAGGUUUUCAACCCCCAGAAGUUACAGAUUCAAGAAAAGUGUCCCAAGCCUCCGAUGUAUACAGCUUUGGAGUCCUAUUGCUUGAACUUCUCACCGGAAAAUCACCUAUACAUGCCACAGGGACGAAUGAGGUUGUCCACUUAGUCAGAUGGGUACAUUCUGUCGUUCGUGAGGAGUGGACUGCAGAGGUAUUCGACGUGGAGCUUUUGAAGUAUCCUAAUAUAGAAGAAGAAAUGGUGGAGAUGUUACAAAUAGGUUUGACCUGUGUAGCCAGAAUGCCAGACCAGAGACCAAAAAUGUCGCAAGUAGUAAAGAUGGUAGAGGGUGUUAGAAGAGUGAAUACAGGGACUCGGCCAUCCUCUGAAGGUUCUACUCCCAACCUGACACCACCAAUGACUGAAAUAAGGUCGUCUUCUAUUAUACAUUGAUAUUUCUUGUUAUUUAGAGAUUAGUUACUGUUGUCUAUCGUCCAUUUGUUUCUUUGUUACGAGUUCAAAGACAUGGCUGGUAAUUCUUUAUUGUUUCAGCUAUCAAAUUGAAUAGGGAUGCUAAAUAGUUAAUUUCUCUCUUCUUGAUC
Messenger RNA from Nicotiana attenuata, 2358 nucleotides. RefSeq names its product probable inactive receptor kinase At4g23740. Gene Ontology annotation, molecular function: ATP binding; protein kinase activity; protein binding. The transcript is spliced from 3 exons. The record is from RefSeq and is a predicted model, not a curated record. Lineage: Eukaryota; Viridiplantae; Streptophyta; Magnoliopsida; Solanales; Solanaceae. Gene Ontology annotation, biological process: protein phosphorylation. Bases 332 to 2209 code for a protein of 625 amino acids.